GCCUUAGACCCCCAACCGGCCAAUUCGGUGUCACCUCCGCCUUUCUUCUAACCACUAACUAUUGCAACUUGAAUCUCUUCCGGGCAUCAAUACGGAAACCUUCCGGUAGCUCCGCCUAACGCCAACCAUUCGACUGACCUGACCCACUAACCUAAGCAAACAUCAGAUGACUAAUAGCCUAACAAGUUACAACUCCUUGCUAGAACACGUAAAACUAACUACAGGGCUGCGGCUCUUGAUAUUCUAUUCUAACGAGUAUAGUUGCUGAUCUACUAGGUACGGAGUUCCCAAGAUGUACUAGGUAUCUACGGAGUACCUGGUCUCCAUUCACAUCGCUCACUCAUAAUGUGGGACCCACACAUCCAAAAGUCUGGAACAGCUAUCAGAUUGGUAGUGGCUGCUAUCUGUUCCGCUGUGGUGGCAGAGUGGCUGUCGUCAAGGCAAUCAGAACUUAUUUCUGAACUCCUGGCUUGGCUGCUGUUACCAGUCAUCGUUGAGGUCUUCAAGCGAGUCGCCGGCAGCAACAUUUCAUGGCAAGCCCCUAUUGUCGGUAUAGAGUCCUCAAGUCCUACAUCACCAUGUCUACUCUGGAUUAUUGCCGCAAGUGUCACAACAUCCUCAUACUGUAGGGCAGAUAAUAAUAUUGGUGGAUCUCUGUCGGCAUUGAUCCCGUUUCUCCUAAUAUGUCGGGAUAACUCGCAACCCAAGUACUCGGGAUCAAAACUGUCUAUUUCACAGAUUCGACACCCCGAUAACUCGAUAUGGAGGACAAUUUUGCCUACUGCUAUUCCUAUUCUGACCCUAACAGAUUGGAGUAUGCGGGGGAUUGCUUUGUCUCUAUCCCCAGGUGUUCUAUUGUGCGUCUUAUAUGCCGCCAUCGUAUACUCGACUCCUACAGAGAGCCACCAGUCUAAUCAGCUGGUAAACAUUGAUGCCAUAGCUGACUCCCUUUCACGGCGUGUUGCCGCCAUCUUAUUCAUUGCUCUAGGGGUGCAAGCUAUCGUAUUCAGCUCUUACUCCUACAACCCUACCCAUGUGUUAUUACUAGCUCUUUUUAAGGGGCUUUCUUGGUAUUUUUUGCUGCUUCUGAUUCAACAUGCCCCGUGGGGCAUUGUUACCGCUAUAAGAACUUUUACUAUUAUAUCCACUCGUGACCCGGCGAUAGAAUCUUCAGGGGCACAAGCGUUGUCUCAUGCCAUCGCGUCUCUUUUCCCCCUCGGUCAGACCAUUCAAAUUAUUCCCAAGAAUUUGAAAGCUAGGUCGGGCCUUUGGGUACUUUUACUUAUCCCUCUCAUCCCGUACUUGGCCAACAUCAUCACAAUCACGGCCGCGAGCUCUGGAGCGGAGAAUUUCAGCAACUUAUAUGAGCAUCCCGUUGAAGACUUGGUCCGAGACGCUAAGAUAGACUUUGAAAACUUAUUGCACAAACAGUCCAAGACCUACGCGGCCGCCCGUGAAGAAUAUCAACGGAGAUAUGGAAGACCGCCACCGCCCGGCUUCGAAGCCUGGUACGAGUUUGCAAUUUCUCACCAGUCGCCUAUUAUCGACGACUUCGACAUCAUCAACGACGCGCUCUCGCCGUUCUGGAAGCUUGGCGGUAAACAGGUCCAGCAAAUCAUGAGAAAUGUCCAGAAUGUGCCGAACAAUGAGCUUUGGUCUUGUAAAAUUUCUCGUACUGCCGCUAAUACCGAAUGUACUCAUCCUUACCGCUCGUACGAUAGACAUUUUGGUCUACUAUUUGAUACUCUGUUGGGUAGUGUGCGUGGUAAACUACCCGAUGUGGAAUUCCUCGUGAACCACCUUGACGAACCGAGGGUGCUGAUUCCGCCAACACCAAACGGUGUUCUUCCCCACAGCAAAAGGCCUUUCGAAUUCACACAGCUAUCAAAGCAGCCGGUCUGGGAUGUAGUCACCAAGUACUGUGAAGCCCAACGAAGCCAAACAGAUACGGGAUUCACGAAUAUAGAGAAGGCCCACGGUCUUCCAUUCGUCACCCGCCCCUCUUCUGCUAAGGAUCUAUGUAUACACCCUGAGCACAGCGUUAUGCAUGGCCUUACCACCAGCCCCUUUUCCUUCCGCCUCAUCGAAGGCCUGGUUCCCGUUCUCACGACAGGCUCACUUUCAACGAUGGGUGACAUCCUUUUGCCCAGCCCCGCCUACAUCGAGGACGAGUUCAAGUACGACGAGCAGCACGACGUCGACUGGGACAAGAAGCGGAACAACCUCUACUGGGCCGGUUCCACCACCGGCGGUUUCGCAAUGGAUGACAACUGGCGAUCUUUCCAACGACAGCGAUUCGUCACGCUGGCAGAGAACCUAGAAAAGCAGCAGUAUACCUACCUUCGCGAGUCAAACGGCGCGGCGGGCCGUGUGCUCUCGUCCUUCCUCAACGGCCGCCUCUUCGACGUGGCGUUCACCAAGAUCUUCCAAUGCGAGAGCAAACACUGCCGGGAGCAGAGCCUGUACUUCAACACCAAGGGCUGGGCAGGCAAAGACGAGGCGCUGAAGUCGCGCCUCGUGUUCGACCUCGACGGCAACGGCAUCAGCGGCCGCUACUACAAGCUGCUGGCGUCCAGGUCGACGCCGCUCAAGCAGACGCUGCUGCGCGAGUGGCACGACGAGAGACUGGUGCCCUGGGUCCACUACGUGCCCGUGAGUCAGAGCUUGGAGGAGCUUCCGGAGCUGGUCGUGUAUCUCACAUCGACGGAUAGGGGGCGGCGGACGGCGAGGGAGAUUGCGGAGCAGGGCAGGGAGUGGUAUUACCAAGCCCUCCGAGAGGCUGAUCUGAGUGUUUAUGUUUAUCGGCUGGUGUUGGAGCUGGCGAGGUUGCAGGAUCCUGGUAGGGAGGCAAGUUGAGAAAUGAAACUGUAUAGUUAUGAUCUGUAUAAAUAGAUCUCUAGACCCAGCUAGAGCUCGGGGCGUUUUUAGUACAUACCUACUUACCUAGGUUAGGUAC
Messenger RNA from Hypoxylon fragiforme, 2956 nucleotides. RefSeq lists its product as uncharacterized. NCBI's taxonomy places the organism in Eukaryota, Fungi, Ascomycota, Sordariomycetes, Xylariales, Hypoxylaceae. The transcript is spliced from 3 exons. Bases 346 to 2856 code for a protein of 836 amino acids. The record is from RefSeq and is a predicted model, not a curated record.